AUGGCCUCUUCAUCACCUUCAACCGGCCCGGCUCCUGCUAUUCCAAGCGGACCAGCCGCCUCCCUUCCGCCGGGAAUCGGCCUGGAACGGAGCGAGUCGGGGAGCCUUCUAAUCGCCGGACGGGCUAUCGUCCUAGUGUUAUCCAUCGUAUCCACUAUCUUCGUGGCAAUAAGAGUGUAUACUAAAAUCUUCAUCGUCCGCCGCAUGCGGAAAUCAGACUAUGCUAUGAUCUUCGCCUGGGCCCUGGUAAUGGGUUUCAUGGCGCCCGUAUGGCUCUAUAACGACGCGAGUCCGGGCGUGGAGUAUAUCACGUUAAACGACAUGCUGCAGGCUCUCUAUUACUACAUCGUCGGCGCCACCAUCAGCAGUAUCUGCUGCUUCUUUGUCAAACUCUCGAUUCUCCUGCAGCUGGUCGAGAUCUUCGCCCGGACCCGGGACUGGUUCUACUGGACGUGCUACGGGCUCGUGGCCGCGAAUUUCGUGUUCUAUACGGUCGGGGCGUGUCUGAUGCUGGCAUGCAGACUGACACCGGGCAGAUGGCAGUCCUUCCUGCUGACCGGACAGUGCAUGAACGCCCGAAUGAUGAACGUGAUCAACAGCUCGAUCAAUGCCGCAUCGGAUCUGAUCAUUUUGGCCCUUCCGCAGUUCAGGAUCUGGAGACUGCAGAUGCCCCUGAGGAAGAAAAUCGGGGUCUCGGCCAUCUUUCUUCUUGGUUUAUUCGCCUGCGCCUGCGCUAUCCUCCGCCUCGCCUACGGAAUCAUCCUUCUGUCCGAGACGUCCAACCGUGUCUACUGGCUGGCCGGGGUCUGGGUGGUGCCCGAGCUCACGGCCGGUAUCAUCGCAGGCUGCCUGCCCUCGUUCGCCAAGUACGUGCGCCACAUCCUGUCAACCGGGCGCGCCACACAGCUAGGCAGCUCCUUUCGACACCUGUGGACCACUGCCACUGGCCGCGGACAUCCUAGUGCCUCCAAAGGAGUUUCGGCAGGGACGUUCGUCGAGGUGAUGGGCGUCGCGGCCGUCGUGGCCCCAAAGGCCAGCAAGACUCCCGAUCCGCAUCCGUUGACCAGCUGGGCGAGUGAGCAGAGCACGGUCGACGGAAGGGAUACGGACUACUAUCGAGGUCCGUAA
This is a messenger RNA of Aspergillus homomorphus CBS 101889, 1128 nucleotides long. RefSeq lists its product as uncharacterized. NCBI's taxonomy places the organism in Eukaryota, Fungi, Ascomycota, Eurotiomycetes, Eurotiales, Aspergillaceae. The record is from RefSeq and is a predicted model, not a curated record. The coding region runs from base 1 to 1128 and encodes 375 amino acids. The transcript is spliced from 5 exons.